Molecule: messenger RNA, 3142 nt
Organism: Melanotaenia boesemani (Boeseman's rainbowfish)
Lineage: Eukaryota; Metazoa; Chordata; Actinopteri; Atheriniformes; Melanotaeniidae
Gene: tdg.1
Product: thymine DNA glycosylase, tandem duplicate 1
Exons: 11
Coding region: 145-1536 (463 amino acids)
Biological process (GO): base-excision repair, AP site formation
Cellular component (GO): nucleus
Molecular function (GO): mismatch base pair DNA N-glycosylase activity
Source: RefSeq, a predicted model, not a curated record
GUUGACAGUGUUGUCAUGUCUUUGUUGCCUCUGUAGCAUCGCAAAUUUUGUGAAUCGAAGUGGGGAAUAGAUGAAAAAAUAUCAGUUAUUAUCGCAGAAGAAACCAGCUUAGACCUUACUUACAACAGUUAAACCACCCAAAAGAUGGAGGAAACGCUGAAUGGAUCACUGCCUGUUGUCUCCCCGGAGUAUCUUCAACAGUGGGUCCGUUCUGCCCAGCAGUUUCAAGCUCUUCAGGCCCAGUACGCAAACUUCAAUCCUAAUCACCAGUUUCACUACCCAGAGCAUCAGACUGGAGAAGCAGCCAUUGCACACAUGGCUAAUGCAGAGCCCAUGAUGGAUCAGCUGGAACCUGCCAACUUGACAAAACCCACAGCCAAAAAGAGAGGCAGACAGGCACAACCCAAGACACCCGGUGAACCCAAACCACCAAAAGUCCCCAAACCACCAAAAGUCCCCAAGGCACCAAAAGUCCCCAAGGCACCAAAGCCCCCCAAGGACCCAAAUGCACCCAAAGCAAAACCAGGCCCUAAGCCCAAAAAGGGCAGCGAGGCUCAGACUGAUGGGAAACAGGAAAAGAUUGAUGAGAGCUUCAAGAAGGUGAAGAGGAAAGUUGACCGCUUCAAAGGGAUGUCAGAGGAGGAGGUCAUGAAAAAAACUCUGCCAGACCUCCUGGAAUACAACCUGGACUAUGUCAUUAUUGGUAUCAAUCCAGGGCUGAUGGCAGCUUUCAUCGGGCGUUGGUUUCCAGGACCUGGAAACCACUUUUGGAAAUGCCUAUUUCUAUCUGGAUUCACUGAAGAACAACUCAACCACAUGCAUGAUACAGUUUUGCCCAUCAAGUAUAAAAUGGGCUUCACCAACAUGGUUGCCAGGGCAACACCUGGGAGCAAAGACCUCUCGAGUAAAGAGUUACGUGAAGGCGGCAAGAUUCUUGUGGAGAAAUUGAAGAAAUAUAAACCACUUAUUGCUGUAUUCAAUGGAAAAUGUAUCUAUGAAAUGUUCUGCAGGGAGCUGUUUGGCAAGAAACCACAAAAACUUGAAUUUGGUUUGCAGCCACACAAGAUCCCUGACUGUGAUGUGGCCCUGUAUCUGAUGCCUUCAUCCAGCGCACGUUGUGCUCAGUUCCCUCGUGCUCAGGAUAAAGUCCACUUCUAUAUCAAACUGAGGGAGCUCAGAGAUCAACUGAAGGGUGUCCAUAAAAGCACUGAGGUCCAGGAGGUUAACUACUCAUUUGACCUACAAUUGGCUAAGGAGGAUGCCAAGAGACUGGCAAUAAAGGAGGAGCAGUAUGAUCCUGGUUAUGAAGAUGCCUUCGGUGGAGCAUAUAUGGAGAAAGGACCUGAAGAAGGCACAGCUGAAAGCAAGACAAACGGCCACUGUACAUUUUCAUCUGCUAAAAACACAGAGGUAGCGGAGGAAGCAACGACGUCGCAGACAGCGGAGGGCCAGCUCCCAGACGGACAGUGGAUGACUCAGUCCUUUGCAGAUCAGAUUCCUGACAUAAGCGGUGGACCAAAAGAUGGCAGCAUAUGAGGAAAAGGUCUCUUUGUUGACACUAAUGUCUGCCAAUUCCAUCUUUUACCUCAUUUUUUUUUUUUUCUUCUUUUCGCUAGUGACUGAGUGGAAUCUGACCACAUUUAGGACUUUAUAGAAAUUUUGCAGAGUACUUUUUUCUGCACUUUUUUUUUUGUGGUCUUGUAUGAUUGUCUUCACAAUAUGUAAAAUCAGGGACACUGAUGUUUGACUGUCUUUGGAGAGGUUCAUGUAUUUUAACAUUUGUUUUUUCCUUGUACUGUACUGUACUGCACAUGCUGCAGUAUGUUUCAAUGUUCAUAUUUACUGUCCAGACAGUAGAUAAAACUGUUUUUUAAGCUUGACAGAUCAGAGUAAGUGUGUAGGAUCCUUUUUGCAAUAUGAAUUUAACUAGCAUUACUGUUUUACAUUCAUGGUGCUAUGAACUGAGAUCCAAAAUGAUCACUUGAUAAAACCAGACUUGUGUCAAAUGUCCCACAAGGGGAUAUUUUUAGAAGACUUUUAUUAUGUUACACAACUCAAAAUGUUUUUCAUUUGAAAUUUUGAUCACUUUUUUCCUUUAGGAGUAUUGUAUGUUUAUAAAAGCUGUCAUUCAAAUGGAAUUUUAUGAAACAUUUGUGAAUUAAAAUAUCCUAAUGAUGCAUUUUUAUAUAUAUAUAUAUAUAUAAUUGGUUUACCUUUAUUUGCACACAGUAGUACUUAAUUUAAUUGUUUUGAGACAAUAUAGAACAUGAAAAAAAGUGGAAAUUAACAUUCAAAGGACCGGAAUGCUACAUCAUAGCUCAGGAUGUGAAUAACAUAAAUGUUUGUUAGAAGAAUCUUGCCAGAGGUAGAUGAGAUUUUAUAUCAGCAGCUGCAACAUCUUUCAAAUCAGCCAUCUGGAUCACUUGGAUGCCUUUAAAUACACACUUUUUCAAUAUGUUUAUCAUAAGUUGAGUUUGUGCACCUUGUGAAGUCAGUGAAGAAUUAUGUGCCUUGAAAGUAAUUCAGCGAGGCCUUACAGUACCUUGAAGCAGGCUGGGAAAAAGGGCAGAAACUCUACUUCCUUUAAAGAUUAUUAAUUCUGUAGAUAAUCCUACAAAGCUAUUUUGUUGUCAAAUGUCAGUAAUUCAAAUGCAAGGUAUUCACAUGUGUUCUAGUUAACACAACCAUAAAAGAUGACCCUGUAGAGUUUGUGUGGUCAUUAUGAGGUGAACAAAUUCAUACAUACUUUUUCUUUAAUGCAAACAUACACCUGGUUAAUAGAGAAUGUGCGAUGUUUUGUUACAGAGAAAUAAAAGAAAAUACAAUGAUCUGCAAGUCACAUAAACCCCAAAUUGAAUAAGCAUAAUCAAGACAAACUAUCAAAUGGUGAAAAUUAGAAACAUGUAUGCUUUUUAUUAUAUAGUGUAUAGUCAUUUUUAGUUUAAUCCCAGUAACAGUUUAAACAUAAAAUGGAAACAGUGAUCAUUUCCUACAAAGUGCUGUGAAGACAUAUAUUCAUAUUAUUUACACUUUCAUUGCAUUAAUCAUUAGAUCAGCUUCAGUUCUGUUCACAAUCACAACUAUUACAUUUUUAUGUUUUUCUUGAAUUUUUUUUAACAUUUUAAUGCAAUUUUGGAAAUAU